CGUGGAAUUUUUUGGAUAUAUUUAUUAUGGUCAUUAGCAUUGGACUUUCGACGCAAUUCAGAUUAUUCAAUUCCGAACUGAGACAAACAGUGGGACAGCAUAUGUCUACGGAGUAUUGGGUGUAUAGACGAGAGCAAUAUAGGCGGUUACGAUACUUGGUUAAUAUCGUCGACAGGAGAAUAUCCCAUAUUAUAUUUGUUUCAUUCUCGAACAACAUUUUCACUAUCUGCCAGCAAUUAUUUUCAAGUUUGAGGUCACGCGCAACAGUUUAUCGCCUAAUUUACUUCUGGUACUCAUUACUUUUCCUCUUGAUGCGGGCAUUCUUGGUGUCAUUUACUGCGGCUGGUAUCAACGAUGAAUCGACAAAGCCCAUCAGGAUUUUACGAUCAGUGUCCUCCUAUUCGUGGAAUACAGAGACGAAACGUUUUCUUGAUGAAGUUAAAUGUGGUACAGUCGCAUUAUCUGGAAUGAAGUUUUUCUACUUGACUCGAAAGAUGAUCUUGAGUGUUGCAUCGACAAUCGUUACGUAUGAGCUGGUUAUGAUGCAGUUCCACAUUGGACUAUCUACAAUGUUCAAAUUGUAUAAUGAAGAUUUGAAGCGAACGAAUGGAGAAAAUAAGUCACGGGAAUACUGGAUAUACCGUCGUUCGCAGUAUGGCAAACUACGUGAUUUAGUUACUAUGGUGGAUGAAAAAGUAACAGAGUGUACAAUGAUCGCAUUUUCAAAUGACCUAUUUUUCAUCUGCAAGCAGCUAUUUCUGGCUUUUAGACCCAUGCCAACAUACGUUCAUAUGUUUUACUUUUGGUUUUCAAUCGUUUUCCUCAUAUUGCGUGCUGUGGCAGUUUCACUUUCGGCAGCCCAUAUCCAUGACGCAUCGAAGCAAGCGAUCAAUAUUCUGUAUGCUGUGCCUUCGCAUUUGUGGAACACUGAAACAAAACGCUUUGUCGAUGAAGUGAAUGGAAAAACUAUAGCCUUGUCGGGAAUGAAUUUCUUCUUUUUUACCAGAAAAUUGAUUUUGAGCGCAGCUGGAAUGAUUUUAACAUAUGAACUUGUCCUGUUGCAGCUUCAAUCAAACACAACUCCAGACCAACCAUGUGACACUGCUUUCAAUAGAACACUAUAA
This is a messenger RNA of Sitodiplosis mosellana (orange wheat blossom midge), 1124 nucleotides long. Its product is annotated as gustatory receptor for sugar taste 64f-like. Gene Ontology annotation, cellular component: membrane. Gene Ontology annotation, molecular function: sweet taste receptor activity. Gene Ontology annotation, biological process: detection of chemical stimulus involved in sensory perception of taste; sensory perception of sweet taste. Bases 27 to 1124 code for a protein of 365 amino acids. The transcript is spliced from 8 exons. NCBI's taxonomy places the organism in Eukaryota, Metazoa, Arthropoda, Insecta, Diptera, Cecidomyiidae. The record is from RefSeq and is a predicted model, not a curated record.